AUGUCUUUUUCUUUCCUUUGUCUUUUUCUAUAUUUGUUUCACUCUUGCCUUCAUCGUGAAUCGAUCCUUUUCCUUUUUCUUUUAAAUUCACACCUUUUUUUUUUCAUUAUUCGCUUAUCUAUGUCUUUUUAUUUCCUCUGUCUUUUUCUGCAUUCGUUUCAUUCUUGCCUUCAUCGUCAUCAGCUCCUUUCAUUUUUUUUUCUUUUAAAGCACACCUUUUUAUUUCAUUAUUCGCUUCUUCUUCUUCUUUGCCUUUUACUUUCCUUGCUCUUUUUUAUACCUUCUUUUCACUCUUGCCAUCAUCGUCAACAGAUCCCAUUUCUGUUCAGAUCACAUCUUUCUCUUGGCACCUUGACAUUUUUCUGUUUUCUUUCUCUCUUCUUUAUAGUGAUCUUAUCCCAUGAUCUAUCUAUCUAUCUAUCUAUCUAUCUAUCUAUCUAUCUAUCUAUCUAUCUAUCUAUCUAUCUAUCUAUCUAUGUUAUCUAUCUACCUAUCUAUCUAUCUAGGUUUACAGAUAUCCAUCUUAUUUUUUAUCUAUCUAUCUAUCUAUCUAUCUAUCUAUCUAUCUAUCUAUCUAUCUAUCUAUCUAUCUAUCUAUUUCAUUCACUAGAUAUCCAUCAUAUUUCAUCUAUGUUCACAGAUAUCCAUCUAUCUAUCUAUCUAUCUAUCUAUCUAUCUAUCUAUCUAUCUAUCUAUGUUCACAGAUAUCCAUCAUAUUUCCUUCUAUCUAUCUAUCUAUCUAUCUAUCUAUCUAUCUAUCUAUCUAUCUAUCUAAGAGUGUUCACAGAUACACAUCAUAGUUUUUUGUAUCUAUCUGCGUUAGAGAUAUCAUCUUCGUUUCUUCUAUCUAUCUAUCUAUCUAUCUAUCUAUCUAUCUAUCUAUCUAUCUAUCUAUCUAUCUAUACCAGUCUAUCGUAUCUAUGCAUUUAUGUAUCCAUCUAUCUAUACCAGUUUGUUCAUAUCUAUCUCUAUUCCACACUGGGUCUCAUGAAUUUCAGGAUUGCCUAUCUAUCUAUCUAUCUAUCUAUCUAUCUAUCUAUCUAUCUAUCUAUCUAUCUUUCUUUCUAUCUAUCUUUCUUUCUUUCUAGCUAUCUAACUCACUCUGUUUAUAUCUAUCUCAUGUGCAUAUCUACCUCUCUCUCUCUAUCUCUUUCUCUCUCUUUUGUCACUGUCCCCCCUCUGGUUGCUUCACAUUUUUCUGCUCUUUAUCAGCUUCUCCCCCCUCCUCUGGUUGCUUCUGUCAGCUUCUCUCGCAGUUUCUCUCGCAGUCUCUCUUUCAAUAUCUUUCUUUCUCUUUUGAUCACGCCUGCUUUCUACUUCCUGGUCAAAGCCGAGAAAUUUUCCCUGUGA
Molecule: messenger RNA, 1350 nt
Organism: Acanthosepion pharaonis
Lineage: Eukaryota; Metazoa; Mollusca; Cephalopoda; Sepiida; Sepiidae
Source: the annotation of a GenBank genome assembly